AUGGUGUAUUGCUGUGCAUGCUACUUCUUCAACUACCUCGGUAAAUCUGACUUCAAGUUCUUAAUGAGAUUAUCGUAUGCUGAUGCGAAGCCAGAUCGUCAAGCUUUCGCCAAUGCCUACGUCGCUGGUUUGCGGGAAGAUGUCAACCUGCAAGGCAAUCAGUAUAGCAUUCUGCUGUCGAUAUUCACUGCCGGCAUGGUUGUUGGCCAAAUUCCUCAUGGUCUUAUCAUCCAGAAGGUCCGCCCUAGCAUCUGGCUCCCUCUCACCCUCCUCCUCUGGUCCGGUCUGACUAUGUGUUCGGCGGCGUGCAAAACAUACAAACAGCUUUGCGCAGUACGUUUCUUCCAGGGCUUGAUGGAAGCCAGUUUGUACAGUGGUACAAUAUAUGUGUUGGGUUCAUGGUACAAACCUUCCGAGAUCGCCAAACGAACCGCCAUCUUUACCGCGGUCGGACAGGUGGGCAGCAUGUUCGCAGGAAUCAUGAUGACAGCCAUGCAUAAGACCAUGGAAGGUAGAGGUGGCUUGAAAGGCUGGCAAUGGGUAUUCCUUAUCGAUGGCCUAAUGGGAAUACCAGUCGGUCUUUUCGGCUUCUUCACAUUCCCCGAUCUUCCAGAGUCGACAAGAGUUACCUAUAUUAACCAGCAAGAAAGGCAGCUCGCCAUUGCUCGCCUGCCACCGAAAACGGCGAAUACCCACAGUAUCGAGAUCAAGAGCCUUGCUAAGCGUCUUCUCUUGACACCAACCAUAUAUGUCCUCACGGCCUUCUCGGUCAUUUGUGCCAUGACAGAAGCCUUCGCCUUCCAGGGCAUGUUUCUCCUCUGGCUCAAGCACAACAAAGCUCGCUUCUCUCAGUCUGCGAUCAACACUUACCCUCUUGGUAUCCAGGCUGUUGCAAUCGUCUCUCAGGUCGUUGCUGGAACAUUCAUCGACCGUACUGGCCAUCGUUUGCCCAUGGUCGUUUUCGCCGGAGCGAUGCAACUCGUUACGGCGUCGCUUCUGCUAGUGCGAGACCUUCCAGAUGCAGGAAUCUUUACAGCGCACUACAUCAGUGGCACGAGUUUUAUCGUGAAUCCUGUUCUAUACGGAUGGGCAACUACAAUCUGCCAGAGAGCGGGUGACGAUGCUGUCAGGAGUGUGACGCUGUAUACGAUGAAUCUCGGUGGACAGAUUUUAUACACGUGGUGGGGUAUUGUCAUGUACCCGGCAACAGAUGUACCAUAUUGGAAGAAGGGCAGUAUCACCAUGAUUGUCGUGGUAUUCGUGUUUAUCGGGUUCGCGUUCGUGGUCAGAUGGCUUGACAGGAAGACAACGGCAGCAGGAGAACGCGAAGCGACUGAGCCUGGAGAGUACGAAGCGACGGUAGUGGUUGACGAGAAAGCGAAGGCUGGGUAA
Molecule: messenger RNA, 1392 nt
Organism: Alternaria arborescens
Lineage: Eukaryota; Fungi; Ascomycota; Dothideomycetes; Pleosporales; Pleosporaceae
Exons: 8
Coding region: 1-1392 (463 amino acids)
Biological process (GO): pantothenate import across plasma membrane
Cellular component (GO): plasma membrane
Molecular function (GO): pantothenate transmembrane transporter activity
Source: RefSeq, a predicted model, not a curated record